AUGGAAGCUCAGCAACAGAAGUCCGGGAAGCCCUGGAGCGGCACAAAUCGCAUCCCCAACAUCAAGGAGUUUGUUGCAAAUCUUGACAAGGGCAAAACUGAAAGAGACAAGGCUAUCAAUGCACAGAAGCUUUCCGAAGAGGCCCAACAAUAUUCUGCUGAAGUUACUCCGCACAAAAAUGAAAAACAAAAGAAAGGUGGCCAGACUGUGACAGAUCCAGUCACCGGUAAUCAAGUGGUCAUUGCAGAUGUUGGGAAGGAGUACAUGAAAAGGGCCGACAAUCCCCAGCUCUCGGUGCCAAACGCAAACCUGGGCAAACCUACCACAGUAGCGACGGAUCCUACUCAGAAGAAUCCCGAGUAUAAGGAAAAGCAGGACAUCACUGCCCCUCCAGACCCGAUCGCUGAAGGCAGCACUUCUGACGUUCCCAUUCAUGGAGAAAAGACCAAUAUCCUGUUCCACCCCACCCCUUCGGUCAGCUAUGAGCCGAUGUUUGAGCUUCUUGAGAAUCGUGCCGGUGGGCUGUGCAUUGCCAUUCUCAUCUCCAUUGUCAUCUUUGGCAAGAUGUUUGGUGGCUCUCUCAAGGGAUUGAUUCCACUAGGGAUGUGCGUCUCCUCCGCCGUCUGGUUGUGGAUGAAAGAAGUUGUACGAAGUGGCCGUGAGGUGGAAUGGAGCAGUGAGCAGAGCAGGGGGCAAACGGCUGUGGCAAACCUUCUCCCUGAGUCAGUCGAAUGGAUGAACACCUUUCUGGGCGUUGUUUGGGGCUUGAUCAACCCGGAUAUGUUUGCUGCUGUGGCAGAUACUCUGGAAGAUGUCAUGCAAGCAUCUGUUCCUGCUGUCAUCAACAAUGUCAGAGUGGCCGAGAUCGAUCAAGGCAGCAACCCUAUUCGAAUUCUCAGUUUGCGAGCUCUGCCUGACUCGAAGAUGCACGAGCUCAAGCAGAGCAUCCAUGAAGAAAAUAAAAAGACGAAAGACCCACAAGAAGCUGCAGCGGACGAGGAAGGUGGUGACUACUACAACCUCGAAAUUGCUUUUGCAUAUCACGCCAAACCCGCCGGUGAUCGUGCUUCUGCGGCUUCAAGAGCAAGGAACAUGCAUAUGAACCUUGUCUUCUAUCUCGGUAUCAAGGGCCUCAUUGGGGUCCCUCUACCAAUCUUUGUUGAGCUUCAAGAGCUUGUUGGAACCGUGCGCUUGCGACUGCAGAUGACUCCUGAGCCACCUUUCGCAAAGAGUCUUACCUUUACUCUCAUGGGCGUUCCCCAUGUGCAGGCAGGCUGCAUUCCGAUGGUACAGAAAGGGGUUAAUAUCCUCAACCUGCCAUUGAUAUCAAACUUCGUCAACUACGCGAUCGGCGCAGCGGCAAGCAUGUAUGUUGCUCCAAAGUCGAUGCAGCUCGACCUUAAGUCCAUGCUGCAAGGAGACGAUAUCACCAAAGACACACAGGCCAUGGGAGUAAUGUGGAUUCGGAUCCAUCGCGCCAUCGGCCUCAGCAAGCAAGAUCGCCGUGGUAGCAAAUAUGGUGGAAGCGACCCCUAUAUCAAUCUGUCCUUCUCCAAAUAUGGAAAGCCAAUGUAUUGCACUCGUGUCAUCACGGACGACCUCAACCCUGUCUGGGAAGAAACUGCCGCUCUUCUUGUCACCCCUGAGCUCAUCAAGGCCGAUGAACAACUAAGCGUCGAAUUGUGGGACUCAGACCGCAACUCUUCAGAUGACAUGGUGGGCAAAGUCGAGUUGUCGAUGCAGAAAAUGAUUCAGCAUCCAGGUAAAAUGUAUCCUCAGAUCUCAAAACUCGCCGGCACUCAGCAAGGAAGCGAGAUGCCGGGUGAGCUGCACUGGGAAGUAGGCUAUUUUGGCAAGCCCAAGUUUCGACCUGCUCUUCGCACCGACGGCAAGGACAAGAACCUUCCAGAGGGGCUCCAGCAUGACGAGAGGCUCCAAGAUGAGAAGGGUGUCAUUGACUCCGAAGACGCAGAUGCCGUGGCACAUACUCCUCCUGAUCCGUUGUGGCCUAGCGGCAUCUGUAGCGUUAUCAUCCACCAAAUUGUCAGCCUCGAACUCGAGAACAUCAAAGGGAGUGAUGGCAAUCGGAAAGGUAAAGAGUUUGAGCCCGCCAAGCCCUACGGUGAGAGUACCGAGGAAGAGAGCAUCAAACUCCCAACCUCUUACUGUACCAUUCUGUUUAAUGACACACUAGUUUACCGCACUCGAGCAAAGGCUGUCAGCAGCAAACCCAUCUUCAACGCUGGCACGGAGCGCUUUAUGCGUGACUGGAGGUCUGGGAUAGUCACAAUCACCGUUCGUGAUCAGCGCAACCGAGAGCACGACCCUAUCUUAGGUGUUGUGCCCCUUCGCUUAUCAGACAUCCUCACCACGAGCUCCCAAGUGACCAGGUGGUACCCUCUGGACGGGGGUAUUGGAUUCGGCCGGAUCAGGAUUUCGCUGCUCUUCCGAAGUGUGGAGACCCGACUUCCUCCCAACAUGCUGGGUUGGGAUGUUGGCACCUUCGAAUUCAUUUCAGACAGAAUCGUGGCCACGGGUUGGAAUGCAAACUCCAAGCUUAAACUCCGUACAGGCGGCAGUGUCGGCAAAAUCCCUCGGACACAAUGCCACAACAACGAAGGGGGUGAUGGUGUUUACUUCGAUGUUUCUAGUGAGAACAACAACCAUGUCCGUCUUCCUGUCAAGUACCGAUACCGAUCGCCCGUGAUUUUCGAGUUCCACGUGACAGCAAUCGAUAUUCCCAUUUGGACUACCAAGAAUGGUAACCGGCUCGUCCAAAAUUACAUUACUGAAGAGAACGUCAAGGCGUUUAUGGAAAAAGGCUUGGAGGACUUGAAGGAGGUUGGCCGCCUUCAGUUCCGAGGUCGAUUUAAGGCCGGCAUGGACGAGUCGCACCGAGACUUCAUUGUGGACAACAAUAGCCGAGAGACGUAUGAGACAUUCGAGGCUUGCUUGACCGAAGGCGUGCGUGAGCGAGUUGUACAAGGCGAAGUGCCAGAGAACAUCCAGGAAUUGCACGACGCCUCCCUGAAAGAGGGUCGCGACAUCCUCACCCAAGAAGCAUCGGAGAAAGAGAAGCGCAAAUGGCUCAGCAAGACCGGCGAAGACUGGUCUGGGGCAUUCAGUCAUGAUCCGAGGGCAUAUACCAACAAAACUCAUGAAAAGAUUGCCGAGCCCGGUGUUGAUGAGCCUCCCCACGAUCCAUAUAAUCCCUCAGAUAACGAUGAUGACGACGCUGAGCCGAUCGAUGAUGAUUCGUCAGAUCUAGGCAUCACUGAUGCCACCAACGUUCCGGAGGGGGCAUUCAACAAAGACCCCAAGCAUGUCGAUGGCCUCGAUGGCCCAAACGGGCAUACUGAGGACGUUAAUGGGCGACCGAGUGCUGAUACCAUGGCGACAGGCGAAACCGGCUACACGACCAUGACCGAAGCCUCGACAAACUCCGUCCAGCCCGUGCAGAAGAGAGACAGUGGUUUCGAGAAGAAGGCUGGAAAACGAUCGGAAGAGCGCAAGCAUCGAGGUCUGUCACAAUGGACACCCGCGAGAAACGUCAAGUUUGCCAAAGAUGAAGCAAAGAUUGGAAUGAGCAAAAUCAAGAAGCGGUUCACAGGCGGGCUUGGUGGAAGAGAGCCUGGCGUCGAAACCGAGGCUUGA
This is a messenger RNA of Fonsecaea erecta, 3654 nucleotides long. RefSeq lists its product as hypothetical. NCBI's taxonomy places the organism in Eukaryota, Fungi, Ascomycota, Eurotiomycetes, Chaetothyriales, Herpotrichiellaceae. The transcript is spliced from 5 exons. The coding region runs from base 1 to 3654 and encodes 1217 amino acids. Gene Ontology annotation, molecular function: lipid binding. The record is from RefSeq and is a predicted model, not a curated record.